Messenger RNA from Lentinula edodes (shiitake mushroom), 432 nucleotides. RefSeq lists its product as uncharacterized. The transcript has 2 exons. The record is from RefSeq and is a predicted model, not a curated record. Bases 1 to 432 code for a protein of 143 amino acids. NCBI's taxonomy places the organism in Eukaryota, Fungi, Basidiomycota, Agaricomycetes, Agaricales, Omphalotaceae.
AUGGAAAUAUAUGUUCUUGAAGUGUACCUGACCGGACUCGUAUCGCCUGCUUUGGCUCUAGGAACCACUAUUGGAUUCAAGCCGAAGCAGGUGGACCAUCCGGACUCGGGAGUCUGGGGACUUGAGAAGGUUGAGAAGAGUUAUUGCCAAGGGGAUUUUUUGGGGUUUCUCCACAUUGAAGCAGGGAUGAAGAAACCACUAUACCGAGCCAUCAAUAAAAUCACUGGUGCCACAAAAUUCGAGGUGCUUGACCACUUGAUGCGGACUAUUGGUAGUCAGUCAAGUGAUAUAGCCAAGUUCACAUCAAACUAUGCGGAUCCCAAUGCUUGGAAUGAUGUGUAUCUUGCAAUGACAGAUCCUAUCAAAUAUACAGCGGAUGGAGGAACAAAGUGGGAUGUUACUCCACUUCUUAAUGCACCUAGGCAGACUUGA